UUUUCCCCUUUUUUUCACAACAUCUUCCGGUGAUUUCUGAAACUUCCUGCCGCCUUCUGAUUUCUCACAUUUCGAAUCCUGCCAACAAUUUCUUUACACGGCAAUCGAAGAUGAGUUCUGGAAUCAAAUCUGCAAAACCCUCGAGACCUCCGAAUCCAGCGAGCACAGCGCCUUCAAGAUCGUCAACUUCUUCAUUAUCUUCCCACUUGGCAAUGGUGGAACUCAAGCAGCGAAUCCUUAUAUCUCUUUCCAAGCUCUCUGACCGCGACACACACCAGAUAGCCGUGGAAGACCUCGAGAAGAUCAUCCAGACUCUCUCCCAUGACGGAGUCCCUAUGUUUCUAAACUGUCUCUACGAUGCCGCCAAUGAUUCCAAGCCUGCCGUCAAGAAGGAGAGCCUCCAGCUCCUGGCUGCCCUCUGUGCUGCCCACAGCGAUUACACGGCUACUCAUUUGACUAAAAUCAUUGCUCACAUAGUGAAGAGGCUGAAGGAUCCGGAUUCGGCCGUCAGGGACGCGUGCCGUGAUGCCAUUGGCUCGCUUUCCUCAUUGUACCUCAAGGGGGAGGCUGAGACAGGUGGGCUUGGAUCAGUGGUCUCCCUGUUUGUGAAGCCUCUUUUCGAGGCUAUGGGCGAGAAUAACAAGACUGUGCAAGGUGGAGCUGCAAUGUGUAUGGCUAAAAUGGUGGAUUGUGCCUCCAACCCGCCUGUUGCAGCUUUUCAGAAGCUUUGUCCACGGAUCUGCAAGUACCUUAAUAGUCCCAAUUUCAUGGCAAAAGCUUCACUUCUGUUUGUUGUGUCAAGCUUAUCUCAGGUUGGAGCCAUUGCAGCACAAAAUUUUGAGUCAUUGUUACGGAGCUUACAAGAAUGCAUUAGCAGUUCAGAGUGGGCAACACGUAAGGCUGCAGCUGAUACUUUAACUGUCCUGGCAUUGCAUUCGAGCAACUUAGUAACUGAGGAAGCUGCUUCAGUAUUGGCCGUGCUUGAAGCAUCUCGGUUUGACAAGAUAAAGCCUGUUAGAGAUAGUAUGUCGGAGGCCUUGCAGCUGUGGAAAAAAAUUGCAGGAAAAGGAAACAUAGUAGUGCAUGAUCCAAAAUCUAAAUCUCAUGAUGGUGAAAUUUCUGAAUCAGCUGAUUCAUCAAAGAGUAAGGAGCCUCAAAAUCAUGAGAAGCAGGAGACAGUGGUUAACGAUGCUUCCAGCAAACGUUCUCCAAGUGAUUCGUUUUCGAAACCCAAGGGUGGAAACAUCUCUGAAAAAACUGUUGGGAUAUUAAAGAAAAAAGUUCCAACUCUGACUGAUAAGGUAUGGAACCAAGAAUUUUUCCAAAAACUUGAAACAAGGGGUUCAGGUGAUUUGACUGUUGAAGUUGUUGUCCCACGCCGUUGCCUUAAUACUCCCAAUGUACAAAAUGAGGAAGGAGAUGUGCCCAGUGAUGCAGCCAAUGAAAGAACAAGAGGAAACUGCCAGGCAAAUGAGAAAUAUAAUAAUGAAGACAAAGUCAUUUCUGGAGGGAGUUUUACAGAGCAAGAUAGAGUUAAUGAGGUUGAUUUAAGCCAAAGGGAGCAGGCGAGCAGUCAUGCCGGACUUUCUAAAGGUGCUGCACAGUCAGAGGGGUUUCUAAAUAACAAAGGAAACUGGCUAGCCAUUCAAAGGCAAUUAUUGCAACUUGAGAGGCAACAGACUCAUCUCAUGAGCAUGUUGCAGGAUUUCAUGGGCGGAUCUCAUGAUAGCAUGAUCACUCUAGAAAAUAGGGUGCGUGGUCUCGAAAGAGUUGUUGAAGAGAUGGCACAAGAUUUAUCAAUAUCUUCAGGUCGAAGAGGUAGUAAUUAUAUUACUGGAUUUGACGGAUCAUCAACUAACAGGCGUAUGUUAGUUGGUGGCGGAAAAUUGGUGACGGGUAGUGAUGGGCGCAUUCAUUUUGGGGAAAGGUUUGCACAAUCUGAUGGCAUGCCUUCAGGGAUAAGGGGAAGGGGUCCGCAUUGGAGAACGGAAGCGAAUGAUGGUUGGGACUUCCAUACAUAUGGUAAGAAUGCGUAUAUGGGCUGUAGAAGAGCUGUGGCUAGUGCUUCCUACGAUGGCAGAUCUCCUAAAUCUGAAAGUGAGACAGAUCAGGCGGGAAGCAGAAGAGCCUGGGACAAAGGAGCUCUACCUUUUGGGUUUGGUGAGGGGCCUUCUGCUAGAAGUGUCUGGCGAGCCUCAAAGGACGAAGCGACUCUGCAAGCAAUACGUGUUGCUGGGGAUGAUAGUAGAUCUGCUCGAGGUGCUAGAGUUGCUGUUCCAGAAUUAACGGCCGAAGCUUUAGGUGAUGGUAACAAUGUCCAUGAACGCGAUCCGGUCUGGACUUCUUGGAGUAAUGCCAUGGAAGCACUUCUUGUGGGAGAUGUAGAUUCAGCUUUUGCUGAAGUUUUAUCUACCGAAGAUGAUGUCCUCCUUGUAAAGCUAAUGGAGAGAUCGGGUCCUGUGAUGGACCAGCUGUCUAAUGAUGUAGUAAGUGAGGUCUUGCAUGCAGUUACUCAGUUUCUGAUGGAACAAAACUUGUUGUACAUUGGCUUAUCUUGGGUUCAGCAGCUGGUAGAUAUUGUAGUAGAGCAUGGACCGGAUAGUGUGGCUGUACCCGAUGAAGUGAAGAAAGAACUAGUGUCGAAUUUGCACAACGUGACUUCAACAGUUGAAUUUCCCGAGGAUUGGGAUGGUCCAACUCCAGACCAACUCUUAGUGCAGUUGGCUUCUACCUGGGAAAUUGAUCUGAAGUAACCUUUGUUGAUCUAUUCUCAUAUUGGGAUAGCAGCCUCUAAAAUGUACACAAAACCAUUGUCCUGAUCUUUGUCUGUUUACGUUCUUUGUGCGGUAUAGUUUUGGCAUAGGCAUUUGUAAGUAUAAAGUGUAAUGUUCGUUUCGAUGAGAUCUCACUGAGCUUGUUAUAACUCUGGCUUUGGAUGAAAGUAUCAAAUGGAUUUUAAUCUGUUAGAAACGUGGUAGUGCCACCAUGGAAAUGAAAUGAACAAUACAUGUAACGAAUUGCUGAGCAUAAACUUAUAAAAUGUGG
This is a messenger RNA of Cuscuta campestris, 3045 nucleotides long. The record is from the annotation of a GenBank genome assembly. NCBI's taxonomy places the organism in Eukaryota, Viridiplantae, Streptophyta, Magnoliopsida, Solanales, Convolvulaceae.